Sycon ciliatum is the source of this 4052-nucleotide messenger RNA. RefSeq lists its product as uncharacterized. The coding region runs from base 638 to 3109 and encodes 823 amino acids. Lineage: Eukaryota; Metazoa; Porifera; Calcarea; Leucosolenida; Sycettidae. The transcript is spliced from 16 exons. The record is from RefSeq and is a predicted model, not a curated record.
UCUGAUGUGAUUGUAGACUGUGACAGACUCAGUGAAUGAUGUCUAAAAUCUUUGCGGACGGCAUGAGCCUGUAAAAGAAAAGAAAGAGUGCUGAGUGAAGUGUUGAACUUGAGGCUGACGAACUGUGCGACAUGUUUUGCAGAUUCCAAUAUCCGUGCGAGAAUUUAUCCAGUUACACAGUUUGUGGAUGUUAUUAAUAGUGAAAGAAAGACAACUGACGCCUCCUCCUUAGCGAUUACCGUCUAGCCCUGGGCAGAGCGUCUCCUGUUCCACAAGACAUGUAGUUCCUCCAAUCGACAGUGGCGUGUUUUGUGAGGUAGAGCUAGAAGAGAUACGGCAUAAUUCCUUCUCAAGAACCCUGGGAGUGUCGUAGUAUCCUGCGCGAUGACUGCACAAAGUCGAAGCAACCUCUAACAUUACCGCUGUGAGUCGAUUGGCAUAAGGAACGCGUUGUGCUACGCCAACUAAGGAAACACUCGCCACGUACAGUAUAAUAUUUCAGUUCGCCAGUCACCUGUUUGGCUGGAUAUUCGGCGAUAGUUUGCAACACCUACACACACCGUGUGGGAGGUUUUCAAGGUACCAAUCCAGAAACCAUCAAGAUCACAAGGCCGUUUCCAUACUCUAGCGCCCGAAGAUGAUGACCGAUAUCAACGUCAUCGUGCGUGAAGUGGCACCUUCGCAUACCAUCGGUUCCAUCGAUGAAAUACCUAAGCGCAUGCGAGAAGCUCUAGAUCGUGAGGAAGCUGCUAGCAGAUAUACAAAUCCAGCAGCCUUCAGCAGAGCUGCAUCGUCACUGCCUCGUCUAAACGAUGAUCAAAAAGCAAUCAGCGCCAUCGAUAAGCGUCGAAAGCAUCCGCCGCCUCACCCGAAGCCGUGCGCGUGGAACAAGAGCGGUAUGUGUCAGGAUAGUCACGGUCUUCCCAUGUAUCUCUCACCUCGACUGGUGUACGGUGAGAGUGCGCGUUUGGCAAAGACCAGCGGUGGACGGAAAAGCAGCAACGAAGGCAGUUCUAACCUGGCUCAUACAGAAGUCGACACCCGCCUUUCCCAAUCAGCCUUGCAGAUUUCAAACAAUGAGGAGCCUAGUGCUGUCAGCAUAUCAACUACAUCCUCAGCAAACGUCCUGACAGACUCCCGGCUUGCUAUGGAUUCGAGCACUGGUAGCCUAGCAUCACCGAGAGGUACACUUCAAGAAGUGGCCGCAUCGGACCGCGAUGGAGCAGACGCACCAAAGCCGUGGCAGAAGCGGCCCCAAGCCAAACCCAGCGAGGCACUCCUGGAGCUGGAAGUGUACCCUGGUUUCGACCCGGCGGAACCCUCGCAACUGCCUCAGAACAUCGAUGUUUUGCAGCAUUUACGCCGGAUAACAGCGUGUCAAAAGGAUCUGCGGAAAAAGCCCCGCUUCAGGUCCGAAUGGGAAGUAUUCUUUUACUCGGAUACGAGCGUCACAAUGUUUCUCGACUACUUCUGGUGGAUAUUUCUACAACACUUCAAGAAUGGCCGCGAUCGGGUGACGCUAGGCUUAAUCUUCUCCCGCGUAUCAGACUGCUACAUGGAGCUGCUACGCGCUAGUGAUUAUCUGCGCUUCUCCGAUGCGCUGCAUGAUCGCUUACCUAUCUACCUGGCUCAAGCCGUGUACAGUGCGUACACGCAUGCCUUCCCAUCCGCCGCUAGUUACUUCAACACUGACUUCAAAGACCUGAUCUCCAGCGUUCUCUUCACCUGGGUCUCAGGUGUGACGCCGAUCCCGUACAACUGGCGCUCCUGGCCAUUCGACAGCCUAGACUCGACGAGCAUGCAGAAGUUUGUUUCUGAUAAGGACAGGGUGGAAGAGGAAGAUAAGAAUCGCCUGACAGCUGCAGAAGAGAUUCAACAGGUAUUGGAAUAUCUAGUCGAUGGUACUCAUCCCAGUGGGCAGCUGUUAGGUCAUAGCAAAGUAAUGCCAGACAAGGGCAAGGCUGAACAACUACGGGCAAGGAAGCGAGACCUGAUCUCCAGUUUGCCAGCCAUGGACAGCUUCCGUCGGCGAAACCGUGAAUUACGGCGAAGCAACGAGUGCGAACAAAGUGACGCAUCCGUCGGUGGUGCAAAGGCAUCACGAAAGACGUCGCAUCACAAACGCAGCAUGACAGAGCCGCCGCAUACUCUGAAGCCGGUGCAUUACAAGCAGGCAGAAGAAAGCGACGUGUACCUAGAUGAAACAGGCGAUGAACAACAACGCCCUAGGAGAAUGUUCCUCUCCAGUAAAGGCUUGCCUGUCUCACGAUCUAGCCAUGAGGAAUUCCUGGACAGUGAUGAUCCGGAAGCACAAGACCAUGCAGUACCGGAGAUUCUUAUCGCUGGUGAUACAGACGAAGCGACGGAGACAAUUUCUGACAUCAAUCUCUCGGUCCCUGUUUUGACCGUCACAGGCCGGAAGAACAUGUUGAAUGAAGGCUGGGGAAAAGCAACACAAGCAGCCAAACACAAGUCUGUCCCUUCCCUCGCACGGGUGCAGACCGGGCCUCGGAGGCGUCCUGCAGCUAGGCGUUCGACGCGGGGCUCCUCAAGGCAACCGGGCACACGUACUGGAACACAGGAGAAAACGCCACAGUCACUGGCUUACCCGCCAGCGCAGGCUCCCGGAGCAGUGUUUUCACAAUGCCUUUUCAAGACACACGCUUACAGUCCACUAGUGCAGCAUUAUAUGGACAGACUGGGCAGGAGUCGUGGGAACAAACCGCAGCCGUGCGUGCGCCGAACUCAGCUCACCAAGCUGCCGCAGAAUAUUCCUGGUACUGAAAGCUAUCUCUCUGAAGCGGAUAAGAUCGGGCAAACCAUGGAAUCUAAUCACAGAAACUUAGAACAAGUGGUGCAUGGCAGUGAGGCUCGCCACCAUCAGAUGCUCAAGAACAUGGAACAUGAUGAUGAAGUCAUGCAGAGACACAUUCAGCGACUGCUUUCUCAGAGAGACCUGGUCGAGUCUAUCACGAAGAUGAUGAAGGUGGAGACGUUGAUGGAGUGUCACAGUACGGGCAUGUUCUACAUGCAGAAUCCCGUCCGCCCGUCGACGCGAGCUAUUCGCCGUGCCCUGAAGCUCGACAAGCCGAGCGGACCAGUGCGUUAAGAAUUGCGCGGGGACGUCAGCCGCUGGCAUGCAUGCGUGUGUACUGAUAGACGUCCGAUUUCUUCCGACGUACAUAUGUGCAUACAACCUGUGGGCCUGUCUUCGUGUGGCGCGCAGUGGCAGGAAUUUUGGAGCAUUAUCAAGUGAUCAUCACUUGUAUAUUGUGCCCUGUCUCACUGCAGCAUGCUGUAAGUCGCCAGAAACUUGAUUCCUUAUAAUUGAACAAACUGAAAUACUGAAGUAUCUUCAAAACAAGCAGGCAAUCCUCUUUUUUACCGAAAUUUGUAACACCACUGUGGCCUUUUCAUUCUUACUAGCGUCUAACCGGCAGCAUGUGAAUAGUCCCUGGGCUGUACUGCGUGGACCGAGUUGUUUGCAUGGCGAAGCCAAGGACUGUCUGUGUGUUACGGGGUCGGACGUUAAAUCCUCUGUACAUCAAACCUCCUUUCCUUGCUUCUUGACUUUGCUCUCGCAGAGCUCAUGUAUUCUUGAACACAGUCUCAACAUGAUUUGAAAAAGAGAAUACGUUCCCAAUGGACUCGAAUAGUAUGGCCUUAUGUCUCCCUCCAAGAGUUUUCAGCACUAAACACACAUUUGUAUUAUAUUAAAGCAUGCUGUUACUUUCAAACUUCUCCGCAUUCCGAGCUAUGCAAUUUCUUCACGACAUUCCAUACCUAGGGCACACAGACAGGCAUCAACUUUAAAAGUUGCUCAGCUCAUUCCCAAACCGCCAUAAGCAUACAGUCAUUGACUUCAUGGUUUCUUCGCUGCAUUUGCACUACUCGAAAUAAAGUUUAACGAAUGGAUAUCAACGGAAAUUGUUCGGCCUGCGAUCAUCCUUGACCAUCCAGUCCCAUCCCUGGGAAAGACGAUCAUUAUAAUGAUUUUAUGUAUGUUUAAAUCAUAACGGGACAUGUUAAAAUAAUAAUGUAAAUCUCCUGAA